Prorocentrum cordatum is the source of this 816-nucleotide messenger RNA. Lineage: Eukaryota; Dinophyceae; Prorocentrales; Prorocentraceae. The record is from the annotation of a GenBank genome assembly.
AUGAAGGCCGAGAUCCAGGAGCGCCGGCGGGCGACCUACAAGGCCGAAGACGACAUCAAGAGCAAGGAGAAGGUCAAGAUAAAACAGGACAUCCUCAUUGACAAGAUGAACGAGGACGUGAAGCGGUUGAACGAGCAGAAGGCGUUGCUGGACGCCCAGUUGGCCGCCCAGAAGCAGGAGACCGAGGCGGCGACCCAGACGCUGAGGGAAGCGGGAAAGGAGAUGGAGGCCAUCGAGUUCGAGAAGAGGCAGCUGACUUCCCAGUGGAGGUCCUCGCUGCUAGGAAUGCAGCGACGCGACGAGGCGCUCGGGGACGUGCUGAAGGCCAUGGAGGAGCUGGCAGAGGAGGAGCUGGCGAUCGACAACGAGCUGGCCGGGCUGAAGAACUCCACGCGCCAAGAGCAGGAGCGCAACGAGCAGAUCACGGCGCUGAAGGAUCGCAACGACAAGGAGAUGCAGUUUCUCCAGACGCAGAUGCAGAACCACAAGCAGGAGAGGGAGAAGCUGAUGGAGACUUUCACCAUGCUCAAGCAGACCAUGGAUUCGCACAGUCAGGACCCAGAGACGCAGCAGGUCAAGGUGCAGCUCAAGGCGCAGGAGAUGCAGCAGGCAGCGAUGGACAGGACGCAGCAGAUGCGGGUGCACCAGGAGACCAAGAAGCUCGUCCAGAAGAUCGACGAGCAGACCAGCGAGCACACCACUAGCGACCGAGAGAACAACAGCAAGAAACGCAUCAAGAAGAUUCAGGAGGAGACCAGACCAUCUCUCAGAAGGAGGUCGAGAACCAAAACUUGUACAACGAGAUCGCGCGGGUGA